Epithele typhae is the source of this 1254-nucleotide messenger RNA. RefSeq lists its product as uncharacterized. The transcript is spliced from 5 exons. The record is from RefSeq and is a predicted model, not a curated record. Lineage: Eukaryota; Fungi; Basidiomycota; Agaricomycetes; Polyporales; Epitheliaceae. The coding region runs from base 1 to 1254 and encodes 417 amino acids.
AUGCCCAACCUCCCGUGGAGACUGCUGUCCCCGAGCUCCCUCCCCCCAGACCCAUGGAGCAAAUCCCUCACUCACCGUCGACCGCAACGUACUCCUACAGCAAGCGCGGGCAUUUCUGGCCUCGCCUCAGCGGAAAAGGGCUUGACGGAUACUGAGAUUAGCGUGCUGCUCUAUGAAUUGCCACAACCUGCCCCAGCAGUACCUCCCCGGACAUAUCCCCGGCCUCCUCCCUCUAAAGUCCCAUAUAUGCUGCUCAACAUCUUGCGCGCGUUCACUUGGGUAGCUGGUGGCUCUGCUGCUCUUCUGCUUGCGUACUUCCGUUUCCUCUAUCCUAGGAUUGCGCAAACAUAUCAGGCACGCGUCUCACUACACGUGCAUCGUAGCGCACUUCUUGACCGCAUGACAAAAACUCUGAACGACUUGAAGGCCACCCAGAAAACCACGUUCGCAGUGCUGCCACAGCCCGAGCUCUUGCGAGAGCCGCCACAGUAUGCCAUAUGUUCCACUCUAGACGAACUCGUGGAGGCCAGCGCGGGGUCAAGGGACAUCUCCGCCCAGUCGCUGCUUCGUUGCGCCAUUGCCGAGUGUUCAAAAACGGGCCAGAAUGCCACCUCGGCAGACCUCUUCCGCGUCCUUGUGACCAAACUCCCAUGGAUCCCUGAAGAGGGGGCGAACUACGAGGAUUCCCUCUGGCAAACACUCACUACUACUCCUGCCUUCCUGCCUACUCCCUCGUCCACGUCCAUGUCCACGUCCUCAUCCCCAUCCCCAUCCCCGCCUACCCCUAGCGUACCCGCGGCCCCCACCCAAGACACGAUCUGGACCUACAACCCGUCGCCUUCCGCGCCCGCACCCCCGCUCCUCGCCUCCCUCAGUGCGCUCUCCGCGGCCCUCCCUGCGGUCCCCGCAAGCCCUCCCCCGUCCAAGUUCGGGCACACGCUCGACGCGCUCGUUGCGUUCACCGGCCACCUCGCACGGCAGGUGUACGCCCCCACGCUCCCCUUUCGCACGUCCCUCCCCGCCCCCACCGUACCCCCGGCGCUCGAGGACGACCUCCGGCGCGAGAUCCGCGCGCUCAAGGGCCUCGUCCUCAACCGCCGUUCGUUCAUGCCCCGCUCCCCGCUCCCCGGCAGCGCCGUCGGCAUCGCCGCAACCAGCGGACGUGGGGGCGGGAGUGCCAGCACGGGCUCCACGAUCGUCGCGCCGACGCCGCACUACUCUGCCCCACCCACGACGGCGGACCCUGCCUCUUGA